Molecule: messenger RNA, 11716 nt
Organism: Mercenaria mercenaria
Lineage: Eukaryota; Metazoa; Mollusca; Bivalvia; Venerida; Veneridae
Product: neogenin-like
Exons: 33
Coding region: 850-5445 (1531 amino acids)
Biological process (GO): cell-cell adhesion
Cellular component (GO): membrane
Molecular function (GO): protein binding
Source: RefSeq, a predicted model, not a curated record
GGUAUUAAUGCAAUGAGCCUCGUUGUGGACGUAAAAUGGCGACGGUCUGUCGGAAGUUCUCUUUGUUUUGUUUUUAAAUUGAUUUUCGGGUAGUGUGUGUCAUUGUUUUAUCAAGAGAUUUUAUACUUGGUUUUAAUAAGAUAAAUUGUCUGCCCAGUUUUGCCACAGAAACAUCAUCUUUAUUUAUGGAAAUUUACAGCCAGAGAAAAAAAUGUCGCCAAAGAAAGGAAAUUGACUGUGGCAUCUCCAGCAGUGUAAAGGACAUGGUUCACCGAUAAAAGUAUUUUGAAAAAGGAUAUAAUUUAUAUAAGUUGUGCUAAAGAAAUUUUUUUCGAGGAUUUUUACUUGAUCAAAGAAUAUUGCCCAGGAAUGUGAAGAAAAAAGGAACAGGAGUGUUUUGCUGACUUUGUAUAGUUUAUUACAUUUGAUUAGCCAUAUCACUUGGAAGUUUUAUUAUCCUCAUACAUGUAGAUGGGAAUAAAUCAGAAAUGGAAUGGCAUAAAUAAUUCAUGGAUAUAACAGAAAAAAUCAGCAAUUUCCUGUUUGUGGUACUCAUAUUGAUAUUGUAGGAGGAAAUAUUUUAGAUAGUGAUGUAUGAUCCGUCACUGUAGCAGAUAUCACACACACAUAUUGGAUAUAUUUGGUAUAUAGACAUAUUUAAGCAAAGUGAUGUAAAGUAAAAAGUCUCAUCUUUUACUUGUAUAGUGAGGCAUCAGUCACAGUGUGUCUAUGGUUUGGAAUUUCUGUUGUCAAUGAGUGUCAUUUAGUUGGAUGAAUUAUUUUGAGGAUUUGAGAGGAAUGUUACAUGUUUUCUAACACUAUAUUUACAUUGAUCUCACAGUUGUCAUUAUGGGAAAGAAGUUAAAGGAAGAAAAUGGACCUAAGUGUAAGAAAAAGGUACCAAGUGGUUUACUGCUGAAAGUUUGCUGUCUCUACCAGAUCAUCUCUCUCACAUCAGGUGCUAAUGUUCCAACAUUUACAAAUUUCUACUUUUCUACGGAGCCGAGAGAUGUGACAGGCUAUAAAGGGAAGUCACUAGAGUUACCUUGUUCCGUAGUUCAUGCUGACCGUGGCAAGCCGGCAAUCAACUGGUACAAAGAUGAUCAUGUCAUUGAUUUCAGUACAGAAAGAAGAUAUAGAGUGGCAGACAAUGGUUCCCUGCUCAUAUCAGAUAUCACAGACAGGAAGUCCAAUACAGAUACAGGAAGUUAUCAGUGUGCUGCCACUUGGGAAGGGCAGACCAUCCUUUCUAAGAAAUGUACUGUACAGAUAGCAGGAAUAGAAAGAAAUUUUGACAUAGAGCCAGAAGAUGCUGAAGUCUACCUCACGGAUACUGCAAUGUUUCAAUGUGCCAUUCAUUCAGUUCCUCAUGCAAAUAUCACAUGGUUUAAAGAUGAUACUUUAGUUACAGAUCGGACUAACAAGUUUAGAACUUACCCCGAAGGGGUGUUAGAAAUAUUUAAUGUUGAGUUUAGUGAUUUGGGAACGUACCAUUGUUCGGCUGAAGGCGUAGAUAGAACACGGCGAAGUAGGGAUGCUAAACUCUCCCAGAAGAAAGCAGAAAUAGAAAACGAGUUUCAGGGCGUGGAGCCAGCUUUCACAUUGAAACCUCGAGACACAUCAGCAACGAUGGGGUCAAAGGUCAUCUUAUUUUGUGGUGCAUUUGGACUGGGCUCAGAUAUGGGAAGACCUAGAAUCACAUGCAUCUGUAAGUAUAUGAAGAACAAUAGAUCUGUAAGUAUUGAUGGAAGAACAAUAGAUCUGAACAAAGAUGGUAGAGUCACAAUGAUAGGAGGAGGGAAUCUACAGAUACUGGAUGUAAGGCUGGGGACAUCAAGCAAUCCCGACAGUGAUGAUGCCACGUACAUGUGUAGAGCAGAGAAUGAUGUAGAUUCCGUGGAUGCCGAGGCCAGACUUACAGUAUUAGUUCCACCUUCAUUUAUACAUCAACCUCAGAACCUGUUUGCCAACGAGAAGUCAGAUGCUAGUAUUCCAUGCCAGGCUAGUGGCCAUCCUGAGCCAGAAAUCACUUGGUUCAAAAAUGGUGAACCUAUAGUUCCGGAUGACUAUUUCAAAAUAUCCGGCAUUAAGAACCUGAGCAUUCUGGGACUGAUCAUGUCCGAUACUGGAUUCUAUCAAUGCUUUGCAGAGAAUUCUGUAGGCAGCCUUCAAGCCACAAUACAACUAAAAGUCAUCCAACAAAACUCACAGUUACCCAUCAAUCCAUCAACACCUUCUAUAUAUUAUCAUGUACAUCGCUCCGGGGCAUAUAGUGCCAACUCACCAGAAGAUGUCCCCUCUCAGCCAGCCAAACCAAGGGCAGCCAUUGUGUCCACUCGCUUUGUCACAAUCACCUGGGGUGUGCCAGAACGUAUUGGACAAUCAGAGAUCAUUGCCUACACUGUCAGGUGGCAGGAAAUUGGCUCGGCAAGGGAGAGGAUAUUGAACACAAGUUUACAAGAAGCCAACAUUAUGCAUCUUAAACCUAACACAGAGUACCAGUUCUGGGUGGCAGCUUAUAACAGAUAUGGUGCCUCCAUUGUGCCAGCUCAACUCAAGAUCAAAACUCAGGAAGAAGAUGAUGUCCCUAGUGAGCCCCAGAAUAUAGUUGCAAAUCCGCUGUCGCCAACCAGUAUAGAGGUGAGCUGGGAUCCUCCAGCACAGACAAAGGGGGCACUGACAGAGUAUGACCUGUUUUACUAUGUAAACGGAGCUGUGGAGGAGGAUGAGGUACAGAUUGAAAAAUCCAGGACAAGCUAUAGACUGACUGGACUGGAGGAGUACCAGGAGUACAGUUUCCGUAUUGUUGCAAACAAUGCUAACGGAGCCGGGGUAUCUACAGAAGAAGUUGUUGCAAGAACGUUCUCAGACGCUCCCUCUGAUGUACCACAGAACUUCACCCUCGAAACAGCAAGCUCAACUAGUAUAGUGGUGAGGUGGCAGCCACCAAAACCAGAGCACCAGAAUGGUAAAAUAACAGGAUACAAAAUACGAUAUAAGAAAAAAGGGGCAAAAAAAGGUUUGACAGUGACAACAGCAGGGGAUCGGGACCUGUAUGCACUGACUGACCUAAAGAAAGAUACAAUUUACCAAGUGCGGAUCUCUGCCCAGACUGUCAAUGGAAGUGGUCCACCUACAGACUGGCUGUUUGGAAAAACCUAUGCUGAUGAUUUAGAUGAGUCUCAUGUUCCGGAUAUGCCAGAUCGUCUUGUUGUACGUCCAAUGACAAACUCCCUAAUGGUACAGUGGGUACCAAAUCGACGUUCUAAAUAUUUGGUACGAGGGUACUACCUAGGGUACGGCAAGGGAAUACCAGAUGUUUACAGGCAGCUUUUUGAUGCCAACACCUUCUUCUAUACAAUAGAUAACCUACAACCAGCCUCAGAGUAUGUAGUUUCUAUCCGAGCUUUCAACAACAUGGGAGAGGGCCAGCCCAGAUAUGAGACUGUUUUUACCCUUGAAGAAACAGCGGAGGAGCCUGUGACCCCAAUGUUACCCCCUAUAGGACUGAAAGCCUUGGUGUUAUCACCACAUACAAUAGUGUUGACAUGGACAGAUAACUCUCUAGGCAAGAUACAGAGAAUCACUGAUAACAGAUAUUAUACAAUCAGAUUAACAUCAAUACCUGGUCGUGGGAAGUACAAGUAUGUAAACAGUACAGAGCUUGUCAAACACAUAGACGAUCUUAAACCAGAUACAUUGUAUGAGUUCAGUGUACGUGUCUUCAAAGGGCGUAGGAAGAGUACAUGGUCUAUGGCUGUCUCCAAUAGAACACAAGAAGCUGCACCUGGAUCUAUUCCCCGAGAUCUGACAGCUAUACCUGAAGAAGGGGAUUCCCUCUCAGUGACCCUAACAUGGCAGCCCCCACAGAAACCUAACGGACAGAUUACAGGUUACCUUGUGUUUUACACAACUGACCCGACGAAGGAUGACCUUGACUGGGUGGUGGAAGGUGUUCUAGGAGAAAAACUUUCCAUGACAAUCACUGAUCUAACUGCUGAUACGGUCUACUAUUUCAAAGUGCAGGCAAGAAAUAGUAAAGGCUAUGGACCCAUGUCUCCUACCAAGAUAUACAGAACUCCAAAAAUAGGUACAAGCACGUUCCCGAAGAGGCCAUUAAAACCACAGGACCCUGUCAGUUCUGGAGCACAAGAAGAAAAGGAACAGGAGAAGACAGAGAAAGGCCUGUCACAGAAUUUAAUGAUCAUUAUAAUAGCGUGUGUUGUUGGGGCAACAUGUUGUAUAGUGGUUGCUGUGGUUACAGUGUUUGUAUGUAGGAAGAGAGAUAUAGCAGAGAGGAACAGACGCAUGGCAAGCAUGUACAAGGGAUCUCCACAGAAAGGAAAAAAUGUUCCGAAUAAAGGUCCAGGUAGAGGUGAAGGUCAGCCACCAGACUUAUGGAUAGAUCAUGAUCAUUUAGAACUGAAACAGAUGGGGCGGGACGAGAGGGCGGAGUCAUCUAUAUCUGUACCGUCAACACGUAGAAACUCAUUGAGCAGCGUACAUACAAAUAAUCAGGCGGAGGUUUACCAGUCUGGUAGUGAAGCUGAAGAAAGGUUACUACCUCCAAGCUAUCAUCAACUCACCAAUUCUCAACAACGAAAUAUCAUACGGCCUAAACCAUUAAAGCUUCCAGUCGACGCCCAGUCUCAUCAGAGAGAACCUGUAGUUGCAGUAUCAGCAUACCCCAAUGGGAACAUUAUGUCACGGUACACUCCCAAUGUGGCUAACCGUCCACCAAGCCCUUCAGAGGACUCUGGUGUGAUCCCUAUGCGACCAGUGUACCCUAGAACACAGUACCAGAUGCAGUACGCAGCACAGGGGCCACCAAGGGUCAAUGCAGGGGAUAUCUCAAAUACAUCGGCGCAUGGUUACCCUGUCGAGUAUGGCUAUCGACUGGUACCCUGCACAGAGGAAGAUGAACAUUGUCAUCCUGAAGUGUUUGAUGACCAGUACAUGAACAGAGUUGGCUAUGGUGGAUUUAGCACGCCUUCUCAUCAUGGUUCUCUCACCCGUCGCCAUAAACCCCGUACCCCAAUGACUGGCAUAGCUACCCCAGUGAAACAUAUGUCCUCUACAGACAUAUCUAAUUCCCAACAUCAUUCUGGUACAUUUGGUCGCUCUGGUUCCCCUCUUCGCAGCUUUAGUGUUCCAGAACCCCCAGGGUCCAGCAAAACUAGCACUCCUAAGCAUAUAGUGAAGCCUCAGCAGACAGCGGUGCCGUUUAAAAAAGCUGCUCCAAUAUCUAGUGGUCCCAUAAAGCCACGGGCCAUGAUGGCUCCUAUGGUGUCUCCAAAGUCGGCACCAGAUGUACUACAGACCAGUAAGGAGGAGAAAGACAUUGAGAAAUCAGUAAGCACAGAAGAACUGACAGCUGAAAUGGCGAACUUGGAGGGACUAAUGAAGGACUUAAAUGCUAUUACACAACAAGAUUUUGAAUGCUAGCAUUUACAGCUGGCUAUCAAACAUUCAACAUGUUAUAUAGAAUGAAUUGAACAAAACAAUUUGUUUUAUAGAAAUCUCCUACAAAUUAGUGCUAAGUAGGGCAGAAAAUUAUUAACUUUUAUAUUGAAUAUUCUUAGUGAGGUAUGGGAAAAGGAAAACUUAUUAUUAAAUAUUCUCGGUGAAGUACUGGAGAAGGGAAACUUGAAUAUUCUUGGUUAGGUUCUGGAACAAGGAAACUUAAUAUUUAAUAUUCUUUGUGAGAUACUGAAGAAUGGGAACUUUAUAUUUAUUAUUUUUGGUGUGGUACAAAAUUUUGUAUUGAAUAUUCAUGGUGAGGCACUGAAGAAUGGAAACUUUAUGAUGAGGCACUGAAGAAAAAUAUCCUUGGUGAGGUACUGAAUAAUGGAAACUUUAUAUUGAAUAUUCUUGGUUAGCUACUGAAGAAGGGACACAAUAACAGUUAAAGAUACUGCUUCUACAGUAGAACACUGUGUAUUUAUAUUUGACAAAAUAGUCAUGUGUUUGUAGAUUUGAAAGAAGGAAUAUGAAAGUCAUAUCUCUGUAUAAUGUUUGAAACUUGUCAAAAUAUGAUAUGUGACAAUUUAGGACUUGUUUUAAAUGAGGGGCAUUGUGUCAGUGUGGAAUGAAGAGAAUGACAGGGAGAUUAUUAAGUGUCUUAGAUGUAAGGAAGGCAGGAUCUCAGUUAAUUGUUUGAAGAAAACUGGAGGACAGAAGGACAGUGAAUAAUGAUAACCUUAACCAUUAAUCACCAACCAAGAAAGGAUACAACUAAUCACAUAUGAGCCAAGAUACAACUAACCACAGAAGGAGGAUACAACAAACCACAGAUGAAGCAAGAUACAACUAACCACAGAUGAAAAAGAUAAAACCACAGAUAAGCCAAAUGAUGAUGCAGUUAACACCAGAUGAACUUGGGCGAGAUACAACUGACCACAGAUGAUUGAAAGACUGGAGCUGAAAGUCAUUUAGGCGUAUUGUUUGUUAUAUCAUUUUGGACCAAUGCAUCAAAAUUAAUUCAGGUUUUGACUGAAAUAGUAAAUUUUGAUUUACUUUUCAUAGAGACUUGUCAGAACUAAUUCUGCCAAAGGAACUCUGUUUGUAGAAUAUUUUCUGUAUAGAAUUUGUUGUUUAAUUUAUGAGGAACUCUGUGAAACAUUUUCUUUAUCAAAAGGGUUGUGUAAUUAUACCCCCACCAAACAUGUUUGAGGGGGGUAUAUAGGAGUCAGUUUUGUCGCGUCCCGUCCCGUCGCGUCCCGAAAUCUAUUAUCUCAGUUAUUACCAAAUAGAUUUGAUUCAAACUUAAAAUACAUGUUCCACCUUAUCACCCACAUCAUGUGACACAAGGUGCAUAACUCUUGACACCAAGUUUUCAUGAAUUAUGUCCCCUUUUACUUAGAAUUUAAGGUUAAUUUUGUUGUAUUUUCACUAUAUCUCAGUUAUUACUAAAUGGAUUUGAUUCAAACUUAAAAUAGAUGUUCCACCUCAUCACCAACAUCAUGUGACAUAAGGUGCAUAACUCUGACACCAUUUUUUUAUGAAUUAUGCCCCUUUUUACUUAGAAUUUAAAGUUGAUUUUGAUGUAUUUUCACUUUAUCUCAGUUACUACUGAAUGGAUUUGAUUCAAACUUAAAAUAGAUGUUCCACCUCAUCACCCACAUCAUGUGCCCACAUCAUGUGGCACAAGGUGCAUAACUCUGACACCAAGUUUUCAUGAAUUAUGUCCCCUUUUACUUAGAAUUUAAGGUUAAUUUUGUUGUAUUUUCACUAUAUCUCAGUUAUUACUAAAUGGAUUUGAUUCAAACUUAAAAUAGUUGUUCCACCUCAUCACCCAGAUGAUGUGACAUAAGGUGCUUAACUCUGACAUAAAUUUUUUAUGAAUUAUGUCCCCUUUUACUUCAAAUUUAAAGUUGAUUUUGAUGUAUUUUCACUAUAUCUCAAUUAUUACAAAAUGGUUUUGAUUCAAACUUAAAAUAAAUGAUCCACCUCAUCACCCACAUCAUGUGACACAAGGUGCAUAACUCUGACACCAAUUUUUCAUGAAUUAUGCCCCUUUUUACUUAGAAUUUAAGGUUAAUUUAGAUGUAUUUUCACUAUAUCUCAAUUACUACUGAAUGGAUUUGAUUCAGACUUAAAAUAGAUGUUCCACCUCAUCACUCACAUCAUGUGACACAAGGUGCAUAACUCUGACACUAUUUUUCUUGAAUUGUGUCCCUUUUUACCUAGAAUUUAAGGUUAAUUUUGAUGUAUUUUCACUAUAUCUCAUUCUGAUUGGCUUAGAGCCAAAGGGAAGUAACCUUUUUUUAACCUUUGUACUGAGUUUUUUCCCCUUAAAUUCCAGGAAUUAGUCUAUUUUUAGAAAUCCUAUUUUUAGAUUUUCAAUAUUUUAGGUAUUUUUGUAACUUUUUUAUUAUAAGUCCUAUGUAAAAAGUAAAAACAUUUUUCCGUGGUAACAUGGGUCGGUAAGACACUUUUUUGUAUUCACUUUUAGUGUAUCUCUUAUAUUAGAGAUUUAAUAUAUUUACUAGUAUUAUACUAGUAUUACUUAUAUGUGGAAGCCCAGGAUGAAGUACUCCAAAGUAUUUUUAAGAUUCCUUAUGGUUGCCAUUCUUCUGUGACAAGACUGUAUGGUGGGGGUAAGAGUCACUCCUGUGACAGUUCUAGUUUCUAACUGAAGGACAGGCUAACAGUAUGAUUUUGUUCUUUCAGUCUCAUUUUAGCAUGCAUCAUCAGAUAUCUCCUGCCACUCACAAAAGUUUACAGAAGUGUUAUAAGGUUGACUUUGUUUCUGCUAAAUUAUUGCCUAUAUGUUACAGUGUACUGUGAAGGUUACCCGUGUGUUUCAGUGUUCUGUGAAGGUUACCUGUGUUUUACAGUAUACUGUGAAGGUUACCUAUAUGUUACAGUGUACUGUGAAGGUUACCUGUGUUACAGUGUACUGUGAAGGUUACCUGUGUUACAGUGUACUGUGAAGGUUACCUGUGUUACAGUGUACUGUGAAGGUUACCUAUAUGUUACAGUGUACUGUGAAGGUUACCUGUGUUACAGUGUACUGUGAAGGUUACCUGUGUUUUACAGUGUACUGUUAAGGUUACCUGUGUUACAGUGGACUGUGAAGCUGUGUUACAAUGUACUGUGAAGGCUACCUGUGUUUUACAGUGUACUGUGAAGGUUACCUGUGUUACAGUGUACUGUGAAGGUUACCUAUAUGUUACAGUGUACUGUGAAGGUUACCUAUAUGUUACAGUGUACUGUGAAGGUCACCUGUGUUACAGUGUACUGUUAAGGUUACCUGUGUUUUACAGUGUACUGUGAAGGUCACCUGUGUUACAGUGUACUGUGAAGGUUACCUGUGUUUUACAGUGUACUGUGAAGGUUACCUGUGUUACAGUGGACUGUGAAGCUGUGUUACAAUGUACUGUGAAGGCUACCUGUGUUUUACAGUGUACUGUGAAGGUUACCUGUGUUUUACAGUGUACUGUGAAGGUUACCUGUGUUUUACAGUGUACUGUGAAGGUUACCCAUGUGUUUUUCAGUGUACUGUGAAGCCGUGUAAAAGUGUACUUGUACGUUGGCAGCUACAUUGACAUGUUCUAAAUCUUAAAAUCUAGUACACAUGUAAGUUAGUUUGAACAGCUUUCUUUUUAGAAACAAUCCAACAUGUGAAAUAACAGAUCAAAAGGGGUAGUGUAAUUUUUCAAAAGCUACAAGGGUUCAUUAUCAUUAAAAAAUAAACAUGAUUUGUCAUAUUAGGUUGUGUAAUGUGAAAUAAACUGUAUGGUAUUGGUUUUUGAAACGGGCUUCCAUGUGAGGUGCCAUUAAAAUUGAACAGUUGAAAAAUGAUUUACCAUAAAAUCAUAAUGCAUUAUGUACAUUAUACAGUUGUCUCUGUUUUGACUAAUUUUAUCUACUGUCAUAUUUUUGGUGCAUUCCAGUACACAUUUUCUGUGGUUUUACUGUUGUAAAACAGAGUGAGUAUUGACAGGCAGAUACUGCACUCAAACCAAUACCCAGUUGGUUUAUUUAGAAAAAAAGAUAUUUUUAUAACUAUUUUAUAACAUAAAUAAUGUAUUAGUGGGUUUUUUUUUUUGUAAGAAAUAAUGAAAAGACACAUUUUGUUUUAUAUGUUUUUAUAAUUCAAAAAAGGUUGAUGAAAAUGUAGAUGAAUUUUGAUGUUUAUAUUGUCAAAAAUCAAGUGUGAAAUUACCUUUUUUGGUGUGAUUUAUUUAUUUUAUACUUCUCAAAAUGGCAUUGCUUUAAUUAUUUUAAAUCAUUUGUCAUAAAAUUGUUUAUUUUAUUAUGCAACAUUUCAUAAACAAUGAUAAAGUGGCAUCUCUGCCUAAAUGCUAUGAUAAGGGAAGUGUAUUUAUCAUAUAUGAGCCAUGUUUUCUAUCAUUGUCUGGUUAGUAAAGACUUUUAACUCCAAAUCUGAAAAUGAUUUAAAAUUUCUACAAUGCAUUGUUUUUAUUUAUCAUUAAAUUUUGGAAAUACUUCAUGGCAUUGGUAUAAAUGUUUGAGAAUGUAUGGUGGCAGAUUGUUCUGUGAUAAAUGUUGACUUUCUGAUAUGAUACAAGCAGUCUACUGUAUUUGACAGUGUUAUAGAUCUGUUUCAUGAAGUGCCAUUUGAACAAACAUGUUUUCCAUAAAUGCUGUUUUUGUAAGAAUAUUAUGUACUUACAUCAUAAACAAUUCAUAUGUUCAAAUUAUCUCAACCAUUUCCUGUCUUGUUUCAAAGGUUUAGUUUACUCUUGUUUGCAUAUUUGUAAAUCACUUUUUAAUGAUAUUUGUAGAUUUUUACAUAUCUUAUGCAUUCAUACUUUUAAGACAAUGAAUUUCAGUUUUCAUGUGAAACUAUUAAGUAACUUUUAUUGGCUGUAUUUGAUAUUUCAGGGCAGUUAUCUGCAGUGAUAUGAUACAUGGCUGUAUUUCAUAUUUCAAUGCACUUAUCUGCAGUGAUAUGAUUUCUGGUCAAUGAAAUUUCUCGUAUUACAUUUUGGUUUGUCAAAGAAAAGUCUGUGGAAAGUUUAGUUCAACUGUCUUAGAGGAAGUAUUUAGACCAAAGAUAAAUAGUUUUAGAUAACAAUAGAAAUAUGGUUUAUAUAUGUCCAUGAGACAAACCACAGGACUUGUCAAUAAACCAGUUCAUAGUCUUUUAUAGUAACAUCUGUUUGUACUGAAACAUUUAUCCUCACUUGUGUAAUAUGUCCUGAAUGUACUUGAUUUUAUCAUUUUUAUACUGUUGCUUUUUAUAGCCCAUCUGUGUUUUAUAGGAAUCUUAGUGUUGUGAAUUUUAUACUUUAGUUUUACACCAAGUUUUUAAUGUUUGUAACAGCAAUGUGUUGUGAUGUUAUUUUGUCUUGUUUAUUUGAGACCUAUGUGAAACCACCCCUCAUAUUUAUACAUCUGUUCUGACAGCGUUUCAACACACAUGUGUGGUUAUAUCACAUCAAAUACUUCAACUCAGAUGACUCCUGCAUAUUCUACUAGUUUAAAAAGUUAGAUAUGUUUGGACUUGCCAAGUGUGACAGCUAUUUAAAUCAUUCUGACACUAAAACUUAGAUAUCUAGGAAUCUUUCUUUUAAAUAUUAAAUCCCCAUGUGGUUCUGGGACGAUCUGUGUAUGAAAAGAAUUGGAACCACUGCCUUACCCUUUCAUUAUCGUAAGAGGCGACUUAUAGGGUCUUAACACUUGGUUUUGCAGUAACUCUGUGAUUCCAGCAGGUAUGCAAAUUUUGAUUCCAUACCUCAUAUUUCUAUUUCGAUGUAAAUGAGAUGUGGAACCAAAAUUUGUAGUCUUGUUUGGCGCCAUAUAAUCUAUACUGUGUUGGUGCGACGCAAAAUCCAAAUAAAUAAAAAAAUUCAAAUGUUGAAAUUUACGAACAAGUUUAUAUUCAAUGAUCUCUUGACAAUUAAGAAUAGCAACAUCAGUUUUAUACAAGUUCAAAAUUUAAGCAAGUAGUGAUAGAAUAUUGUCAUACUCUAAUUCAAAUAUGGAUUGUAAGCUAAUUUUAGAGUUGCUGAACCAGUAAAGCAAAAGAAAGUUUACAGAAGAGCACAGCUACUAUGUUACUGCCGGACAUGUAUGGGAACAUGAGUCAGUUUUACAGAAAAAACUGUCACAUAAUUAAUAUUAAAUGCAAACUUUUUUUAUGGGAACAGUAAAAUAAUAAAAGUUUGAACAAAGUGAUUUUAAGUGUCUAAGAAAUGUUAGUGAGCUGUCUCAGUCAUGUUAUUAAAUUGUACCGUGCUUGUAA